Daphnia carinata is the source of this 1988-nucleotide messenger RNA. Its product is annotated as transmembrane glycoprotein NMB-like. The transcript has 9 exons. Lineage: Eukaryota; Metazoa; Arthropoda; Branchiopoda; Diplostraca; Daphniidae. The record is from RefSeq and is a predicted model, not a curated record. Bases 71 to 1579 code for a protein of 502 amino acids.
UAAAAAAUAGAGGAAAGAAAAAAACACUGUCGCAACAAGGAGGCGAAAUCAGUGACGGAUAAAAUUCAAUAUGCAAGAUUCUCUUACUUCCCCGUCGAAUAAAAAAAUGAAUAUUUGUUCAUAUUAUUUUAUUUUGUUUUACUUCUUUUCAUCCCCCCUGGUCUCAGAUGCCUAUGGUUACAGAUUAAGAGUAGAUUUGAUAAAUAAUGGUCCAGCUGUUCUGGAUGCUAAUAUAACCUUCACAGUAAAGUUGUCCAAUCCUUCCGGGGUUAUUCCGUCUGGUCCUUUCUACUGUAUAUUUUAUGAUGAACUUGGACUGUCAUUUACAACAGAAACCUUGAAUGCUGUAAUAUUCAACUAUACAGUCAGCUAUCCAAGUUCUCAUUACAAAAAAGGCAAUUACAGGAUGGAUGUUACAGUUUAUAAGCAAGAAUAUAUAUUCCCCAUGCCUCAAGGAUCAGCUACUACCAAAUUUGAGCUUACCGAAACAUUGAAUGGACAUAUAGCUGCCAUCCAGAAAAAUUCUUCUCAGCAUGUGUCACCCCACUUUGUUUCAACAGGGGAAGAAACACAACUUGUGGUUAAAUUUCAUGACCCUGAAGACUUUCUUAGUCAAGCCCAAGAUCUAGUAUUUUAUUGGUUUGUGAAUGAUGUCAAUUAUGGUACUACGAAAACACCAGUUUUAAAGUUCAACUUCACAGAAGUUAAAAAUCAUACUGUUAUGGUUGAUGUGUAUGCAACAUUUGCUGUACCAACAACAACUAGUACAACAACAACUACUACCACGACGACGACGACAACAACCACAACAACUACGACGACGACGACGACUCCACCAUCAACAACAACGUCGACAACGGUUCCAACUGUGUUGCCUACGGUGACACCCGAAACCUCGUCGUUGAUAACUCCGUCAAGAAACGUUUCUCUCGCUCUGAGCAAACGUAGAUCCGGCUAUAUUCAUUAUCAGCGUUUCAUCGGCUACAAGGUUGCUCUGUUUACUUUGGAACUGCAAGCUCGAGACCCCGUUAGUAAUGUGUCUAUUCACGGAAAUAAUUGGCUCAAGCACGGCGACAUAAUGAACAUGAACAUAUCGUGCAAUGGAUCAGCCCCGUUCUACUACUGCUGGGCGUUUGACGGGUUUAUGAACGAAACAACUAAUGCAAGCUGCGAACUGCCCAUCAAAACAAAUAACUGCGAACUCCAGCUGCUGCACUAUUUCAGUAGCCCUGGCCAGUAUAUUCUGCCCGUCGUUUUGUAUAAUCAAGUAUUUUACCAAGUGAUUCCCCUCAAAGUCAACAUUUAUGAAGCUGACCGUAAAGCGCAACUCUCACUCGUGGUUGUUCCAAUCGCAUCGGCCUGUGUCGCCAUCGUCAGCAUUGCGUUUGGUAUUGGACUUUACUUUUACACCCGCCGCAACUUAAGAAUAGAAGUGGCCGAUUUUGAUUUCGAAGAGGAAGAAGCACCGGAAAUGUCUUUUUCUGAACGUCUUCGAUCUUCCGUACUUCAGUACUGGUCUGGUCUGAAGGGCCAAACUCCUCCGGCCAAUUCUAGUUACCAGAACAUAACAUUUGACUAAGUUCGCAAGUCGCCUUUUUUUUUUUUUUUUUUUUCUUUUCCUUUCUUUAAAAGUAAGCGAACGUCAAUCUCUCCACCGCCUCUAUUGUCGACUUUAAUCUCGUCAUUCCCUUCGGUCGUUUCCGCCUCGCCAUUUUUUAUGUUGUUGUUGCCAAUGAUUUUCGCCAUCGCAACGUUGCAGUAGAUAUCUUUUGGGUUUCUCGUCAUUUUCGCCUUGACCCCGGCGCAAUCCAAACAUCAACUACAUCUUUCUUAUAUUAUUAUUAUUAUUAUUAUUAUUAAAAGCCUGUGAUAAUGGCAUCAGAAUGUAAUGGGUCCUUCUACCUGUCGUCCUCUCUCCCAUAACCCACGUCACGUAAAAAAAAAGAAGGAACCUGCAAUCCCACAAAGAAUAAAACGUAAAAUGCAAA